AUGGCUGGUCCCGGCGGUGGCCCUCCUCGACGCAGCCACACCAAGUCCCGCAAGGGCUGUGACAACUGCAAACGUCGUCACAUUCGCUGCGACGAGAACUUCCCCCAGUGUCGCAACUGCACCAAGCACAAGGUCCGAUGUCCAUACCAGGAUGUUCCCGUGGCCGAUGACAGGUCUGCUACUCCGGACAAGCCUGAUCUGCUUUGGAACCCAGCCAUCGAGGCAGCCAUUGCCAAUUGGAAGAUGACGGGAAUUUUCCCUUUCCCCAGCCUCAACAUCUACCCUGCGCCUGAUCCACGGUACUUUACGACUGAGGAAUUGAGGCUGCUCUAUCAUCUCGCAGCCAUCUGCAACGAGCUUAGCGCCAUCGACGCUGGUGGUUUCACUCUGUGGACGCGCCAAAUUCCUACCAUCAUGAAGAUCGGCGCUACCCACCGCUAUGUUAUGGAGGCUCUCCUUGCCUUUGCCGCCACCCACAUUGCCAAUAUCACCGACUGCCCGAUCGUCGGAAACAUGGCUUAUGCGCACCGUGGCAUUGCCAUCAAAGGCCUGCAGGAAGCCCUAGCUUCAUUCUUGAAAGAGAACUCCGAUGCCGUAUUGGCCGCCUCCAUUGUGCUCUCGUGGCAGGCUACAGAUUGGCGAAGCUGGACCCAUCUCAUGCAAGGAACCACGACGGUCAUCGAUCUCAUGGAACCAUGGAAGCACGAGAGUCAAUUCGGUGACUUCAUCAACGAGAGCGCCACAUUCCCAACGGCACCCCCUUCACCGACUCCGGAUCACAAGCCCAAUCAGCCACUAAAGGAAGACUUUGAUGCCUUCCAACGCGUGAUUACCCAGAUUCAAAAGGUCGAAGCUUACCUCAAGCAGAACAAGGAAGACGUCAAGCUCACGCAGCAGUUGAUAGCAUUCCUCAAGGGUGCUAGAAAAGUCAGCGCCAUUCAGUCAGUGUCAGAGCAGUUCGAUAGGCUCCAGCCUUUGAGAGCCUGGCUCUUCUGGCUUCCUGUUGCCUGUCUGCAGCAAAAUGCCAGCUCUCCCAGUGCCUUGGUAGUCAUUGCCCACUACUACACAGCAGCCAUUUUGAUGGAGCGCCUGUUUCCCGAGAUUGGCGCUGCCUACUUUGGUAGCCUCUCUGUCCAGCCUGUUGAAGAAAUCACCCGCCGGCUCUAUUCGCUCAAGGUUUCCUGCCAAUUCGAUGGCGAUUUGGCAACACCGCUCGACCUGAUGCAAUUCCCAAUGCAAACGGUGGCAGACUUCCGCGCCCGCAUGGGAUUCGCUGAGCCCAUCCGAACGCCGUCGCUUCCUCAGUUCAACACUCCGCCGCCCAGUUUCACGCCGGAUUUCUACGUUGCCGACGAUGUUUCGCAAGGUACACCGACUUCGACGGCCUCAUACUUGCCGUAUGGCGAGCACCAUCUCGCAUUCAACUUCAGCGCUGAAGACCUUUCCAACACAUUGGUGCCUGAGCAGCAUGAGACUGGCGCUGCCAUUAGCCCCUUGACGAUUUCGUCACCGUACCCUAGCGGACAGUAUCUCAACAUUCCGUCGCCUUCCUAUGGUGGCGGCUACAGCCCAGCAUCCUCCACCUUUGGUGAGGGAUCGAUUGUGUACAGCGACAAUGAGGACUAUGGUCCUUUCGAUGGCGGAUACACGGGGUAUCCGCCUCUUGGCCCGGCUGGGACCAACAACUUUGGCGUCGGGAUCGACUCUUUUGACGCUCCUGCACACCAGGAUCUGAUGGCAACGCCUGUGGUCUUGUCACCUCAACCUAUCCACCACGCGCAUUCGCCUUUUCUGCAGCCCGAGGUGGUGCACACAGCUCCUCGAUCGACUAGCCCCUUGUCACUAUCGGCACCAUCACCCCAGUUCAUGUCGCCGCAUACAUUUCAACCUCACCACCAUUACCACCGCCAUUCAUCAUCCGCCUCGUCAGUACCCGUUCAGCCUCAGAUCAAGAGGGAGCUCAGCAGGAGGCUUUCCGGGUACCUACGACAACCUUUCUAA
Messenger RNA from Pestalotiopsis fici W106-1, 2001 nucleotides. RefSeq lists its product as uncharacterized. Bases 1 to 2001 code for a protein of 666 amino acids. The transcript is spliced from 6 exons. NCBI's taxonomy places the organism in Eukaryota, Fungi, Ascomycota, Sordariomycetes, Amphisphaeriales, Sporocadaceae. Gene Ontology annotation, molecular function: DNA-binding transcription factor activity, RNA polymerase II-specific; zinc ion binding. The record is from RefSeq and is a predicted model, not a curated record. Gene Ontology annotation, biological process: regulation of transcription by RNA polymerase II.